CAGAACUCAGACUUGAUUUGUAAAUAUAUAAUUAAUUGCGUAAAUUCCUUCUUUAUGUUAUUUGAUGCAGUUUAAUAUUUGAAUUAUUUUUUAUCAACAUUGAAAAUGAGUACCGCGGGGACUUCAUCGGCAGAAACUCAGAUGACAUUUGCUGAAAAGCAAGCCGAGAGAAUGAAACGAUUACGUUCCUUGCACUCAGCUAGAAAUGAAGCUAGGACGCAUAAUCAUCAAGAAGUUGUUGCCGAGGAAGCUAGGAAUAAACUUCCAGCGAAUUAUGACGCUAAGAAAAGGCAGGCAGAGUGGUUGCUAGACGAUCAAAAUAAACGGGAAGAAGCCACAAAACAGGGUAAGGAUUACGACCGAGUGAAACUGUUAAGCAUAUCUGCAGUUGAAGCAGAAAGGCUCGAACGAAAAAAAAAGAAAAAGAACCCUGACCAGGGCUUUUCUACUUACGAACAGGCCACCGUACGACAAUACAAUAGGCUUGUUAAGAAUAUGCCCACAAUGGAUCCAGAACAAUACGAAAAACAGAAAGAAAAAUAUGGAGAUGCAUUUUACGGUGGUCAGAACGUGAUUAUACAUGGUAUGCAUGAAGACCGUAAAGAAGCAAUAGACAAAAUGGUUAAUGAUAUAGAGGGACAGAUAUCAAAACGGGCGAAAUACUCUAGGAGACGUACACAUAAUGAUGAUGCUGAUAUUGAUUACAUUAAUGAGAGGAAUGCCAAAUUUAACAAGAAGUUGGAGAGAUUUUAUGGUGAACACACUGCUGAAAUCAAACAGAAUCUUGAAAGGGGUACAGCUAUAUAAUUUGUUAUCAAGGAAAAACUUUCAUUGGCUUGAGAUAUCUGAAUUUAAAACAAAGAAAAUAUAUUUAAAUACCACAAAAUUGUUUUAGUGUAUUUGUGACUUACCAAUUGAAUAAACUGUUUUUUAAAUA
Molecule: messenger RNA, 937 nt
Organism: Vanessa tameamea
Lineage: Eukaryota; Metazoa; Arthropoda; Insecta; Lepidoptera; Nymphalidae
Product: pre-mRNA-splicing factor Syf2
Exons: 1
Coding region: 106-807 (233 amino acids)
Cellular component (GO): catalytic step 2 spliceosome; post-mRNA release spliceosomal complex; Prp19 complex
Source: RefSeq, a predicted model, not a curated record